This is a messenger RNA of Prorocentrum cordatum, 645 nucleotides long. NCBI's taxonomy places the organism in Eukaryota, Dinophyceae, Prorocentrales, Prorocentraceae. The record is from the annotation of a GenBank genome assembly.
AUGGCGCCAGUCGGCCGCAGGGGCGAGCAGCGCUCCAAGUGGUGCUGCAAGUGGUGCAAAGGGCGAGAUGGGAAGCCAUUCGUCAACUACCCUGAUAAGCUGGCAUGUCACUCGUGUGGGGUGUCGAAGUCAGCGGCGUUCAAGAGCAAACCAGUACCGAAAGAUCCUUCCUCUCGCAAGUGGCCCAAGUCGCCUGGCAGCGCAGGUGGCACGCCGCUGGAGAAACAGCUCCUGGCCAUGUCCAACAAGGCCACGCAGCUGGAGAAGGAACUCAAGAAGAAGCAGAUGCAGCCCAUUGCUGCUGAUGCCCCAGACGCCGAGCUGGACUUGGUCACGUGCAGCAAGGCUCGCAUGGCAGAGUUGGACGGCCUCAUCGCGCACCUCAGCCUCACUAAGCCCAUUCCCCCUGAGAUCGAAGGAGUGCUGGCUGGUUACCGCAAGGAGAAGGAAUCUCUUCGAGCCCAGGUGUUUCAAGAAAAACCUCACUCGGUCAAGGUGCAAGAGUUGCCCAACAAGGUUAACAGACUGCAGAAGCAGCAGCUGCGAUGGCAAUCUAGUUUGGAGGAGAAGAAGGCCAAGCUCAUGGAGCUUCAGGCUGAUGUUACCGAGGAAGAGGAGGCCAUGGACAAGGCGAGGGCUCAGUUG